GUGUUUUUUUUUUGUAAAACAUGGGCAGUAUUUUGUAUUUGAAAAGAUCCAUUCAACAAUAAAUGGGAGAAGCUAAUGGCAGUGAAAAGGAGACAAGGAUAGUUUUUGUGACUGUGGGCACAACUUGUUUCGAUGCUCUUGUUAGAGCAGUUGACUCCGAGGAAGUUAAAGAACAGUUGUUAAAGAAUGGAUAUACCCAGCUUCUCAUUCAAAUGGGUCGUGGAUCGUAUGUACCAACAAAGUCUUGUGGAGAAGAUGGGUCCUUGGCUGUAGAGUACUUUACAUUUUCUCCAAGCAUUGUAGACCAUCUAAGAUCAGCAUCUCUUGUGAUCAGCCAUGCAGGGUCAGGAAGCAUAUUUGAGACACUAAGGCUGAGAAAACCAUUAAUCGUGGUAGUUAAUGAGGAUUUGAUGGACAACCAUCAGAGUGAGUUGGCUGAAGAACUUGCAAAGAGGAAACAUCUACUUUGUGCUCGCCCUCAAAUGCUCUACCAGACUAUUGCAGGCAUGAUACUGGACUCUCUUGUUCCUUACCCACCAGGAGAUGCUACCCCAGUUUCCAAGAUCAUAAACAGCUUUUUAGGAUUCCAUGAUGAUUAAUCUAUCUGCCAAGUAAAUGUUGAGCAGAAAUAUCAAGUUGUGGCCUUGAUUUGGUAUAUCAGCUGUCUUGUUUGAGCAGCAAAUUGCAUUAUUUUUACCAUCCAUGAUGCUGUAGUUUACUUUGACUUGAGCUUAAGAGGAGCUUAGAAGAUCAGAACAUUUAGU
This is a messenger RNA of Telopea speciosissima, 764 nucleotides long. RefSeq names its product UDP-N-acetylglucosamine transferase subunit ALG13 homolog. Gene Ontology annotation, molecular function: hexosyltransferase activity. Lineage: Eukaryota; Viridiplantae; Streptophyta; Magnoliopsida; Proteales; Proteaceae. The transcript is spliced from 3 exons. The record is from RefSeq and is a predicted model, not a curated record. Gene Ontology annotation, cellular component: extrinsic component of endoplasmic reticulum membrane; UDP-N-acetylglucosamine transferase complex. Bases 63 to 599 code for a protein of 178 amino acids. Gene Ontology annotation, biological process: dolichol-linked oligosaccharide biosynthetic process.